AUGAGUACGGACGCAGAAAUGGAAGCCUUUGGGCCGGCGGCCAUUUACCUCCGUAAGCCCGAGAAGGAGAGGAUCGAGGCGCAGAAUGCCCCUUUCGACGCCAAGACCGCAUUCUUUGUGGCUGAUGCUAAGGAGCUGUACCUCAAAGGGAAGCUCAUCAGCAGAGAGGGGGGCAAAGCUACAGUCGAAACUCUGGAUGGUCAGACUGUUACAGUUAAGGAGGAUGACAUCCAUCCCAUGAAUCCUCCCAAGUUUGACAAAAUUGAGGAUAUGGCCAUGAUGACCCACCUCAACGAGCCCGCUGUGCUGUAUAACCUCAAAGAGCGUUACGCAGCAUGGAUGAUCUAUACCUACUCUGGGCUGUUCUGUGUCACUGUGAACCCCUAUAAGUGGCUUCCAGUGUAUGAUGCAGUUGUUGUCACUGCAUACAGAGGCAAAAAGAGAAUUGAGGCCCCACCCCACAUCUUCUCUGUCUCUGAUAAUGCCUAUCAGUUCAUGCUCACAGAUCGUGAGAACCAGUCUGUUCUGAUCACUGGAGAAUCUGGUGCCGGGAAGACUGUGAACACGAAACGUGUUAUCCAGUACUUUGCCACAAUCGCAGUGACUGGUUCCAAGAAAGCAGAGCCAGUGCCUGGCAAAAUGCAGGGUUCACUGGAGGACCAGAUCAUAGCAGCCAACCCCCUACUGGAGGCUUAUGGCAAUGCCAAGACUGUGAGGAAUGACAACUCCUCUCGCUUUGGUAAAUUCAUCAGAAUUCACUUUGGGACAACAGGAAAGCUGAGCUCUGCAGACAUUGAGACAUAUCUGUUGGAAAAGUCCAGAGUGACAUUCCAGCUGUCUGCUGAGAGAAGCUACCACAUCUUCUACCAACUUAUGACUGGCCACCAACCAGAAUUAAUUGAGGGGCUUCUCAUCACUACCAACCCAUAUGAUUUCCCUAUGAUCAGCCAGGGGGAGAUCACUGUUAAAAGCAUCAAUGAUGUGGAAGAGUUCAUUGCCACAGAUGUUGCCAUUGAUAUUCUGGGCUUCUCUAGUGAGGAGAAGAUUGGCAUCUACAAGCUGACUGGAGCUGUAAUGCAUCAUGGGAACAUGAAGUUCAAGCAGAAGCAGCGUGAGGAGCAGGCUGAACCUGAUGGCACUGAGGUGGCAGAUAAAAUUUCCUACCUCAUGGGGCUGAACUCAGCUGACCUGCUGAAAGCUCUGUGCUACCCCAGAGUGAAGGUUGGGAAUGAGUUUGUGACCAAGGGGCAGACUGUACCACAGGUCAACAAUUCUGUAAUGGCCCUCUGCAAGUCGGUAUAUGAGAAGAUGUUCUUGUGGAUGGUUGUCCGAAUCAACGAGAUGUUGGACUCAAAGCAGCCCAGACAGUUCUUCAUCGGUGUCCUGGACAUUGCUGGUUUUGAGAUCUUUGAUUUCAACAGCUUGGAGCAGCUGUGCAUCAAUUUCACCAAUGAGAAACUGCAACAGUUUUUCAACCACCACAUGUUUGUGCUGGAACAAGAGGAGUACAAGAAGGAAGGGAUUGACUGGGAGUUCAUAGACUUUGGUAUGGACUUAGCUGCCUGCAUUGAGCUUAUUGAGAAGCCAAUGGGCAUCUUUUCCAUUCUGGAAGAGGAGUGUAUGUUCCCCAAGGCCACAGACACCUCCUUCAAGAACAAGCUGUAUGACCAGCAUCUUGGCAAGAACAAUGCCUUCCAGAAGCCCAAGCCUGCCAAAGGCAAAGCUGAGGCCCACUUCUCCUUGGUGCAUUAUGCUGGCACUGUGGACUACAACAUCAUCGGCUGGCUGGACAAGAACAAGGAUCCCCUCAAUGAAUCUGUGGUGCAGCUGUACCAGAAGUCCUCAGUCAAACUUCUGGCCAACCUCUAUGCUAGCUUUGCUUCAGCUGAAGCAGAAAGCGGAAAGGGUGGUGGCAGCAGUGGUGGCGGCAAGAAAGGAGGCAAGAAGAAGGGUGGCUCCUUCCAGACAGUGUCUGCUCUCUUCAGAGAAAACCUGGCCAAGCUGAUGACCAACUUGAGGAGCACCCAUCCUCACUUUGUGCGUUGCCUAAUUCCUAAUGAAUCAAAGAUACCAGGUCUCAUGGAGAACCACCUGGUUAUCCACCAGCUGCGGUGUAACGGUGUGCUGGAGGGUAUCAGAAUCUGUAGGAAGGGCUUUCCCAGCAGAAUCCUCUAUGGUGACUUCAAGCAGAGAUACAAAGUACUGAAUGCUAGUGUCAUCCCCGAGGGCCAGUUCAUUGACAACAAGAAAGCUGCUGAGAAGCUUUUGGGAUCCAUUGAUGUGGACCACACUCAGUACAAGUUUGGACACACUAAGGUGUUCUUCAAAGCUGGCCUGCUGGGUACCCUGGAGGAGAUGCGAGAUGAAAAGCUGGCUAAUCUGGUAACCAUGACUCAGGCCCUGUGCCGCGGUUUCCUCAUGAGGAGGGAGUUUGUCAAGAUGAUGGAAAGGAGAGAGUCCAUUUACACCAUCCAGUACAACAUCCGCUCAUUCAUGAAUGUGAAACACUGGCCGUGGAUGAAGCUCUACUUCAAGAUCAAGCCUCUCCUGAAGAGUGCUGAGGCUGAGAAGGAAAUGGCCAACAUGAAGGAAGAGUUUGCAAAAUGCAAGGAAGACUUGGUCAAGGCAGAAGCCAAGAAGAAAGAGCUUGAGGAGAAAAUGGUCUCCUUGCUUCAAGAAAAGAACGACUUGCUGUUGCAAGUAGCAGCGGAAUCUGAGAGCCUCACAGAUGCUGAGGAAAGAUGUGAGGGGCUCAUCAAGGCUAAGAUCCAGCUUGAAGCAAAACUCAAAGAGACAACUGAGAGACUGGAAGAUGAGGAGGAAAUCAAUGCUGAGCUGACCGCCAAGAAGAAGAAACUGGAGGAUGAAUGUGCUGAGCUGAAGAAAGACAUUGAUGACUUGGAGCUCACCUUGGCCAAAGUAGAGAAGGAGAAACAUGCAACAGAAAACAAGGUUAAAAACCUGACAGAAGAGAUGGUUACUCAGGAUGAGAGCAUUGGCAAGCUGACCAAAGAAAAGAAAGCCCUCCAAGAGGCACACCAGCAGACUCUCGGUGAUCUUCAAGCAGAGGAAGACAAAGUCAACUCUCUAACCAAAGCUAAAACUAAGCUUGAACAGCAAGUGGAUGACCUUGAAGGCUCCCUGGAACAAGAGAAGAAGCGCCGUAUGGAUCUUGAGAGAGCCAAGAGAAAACUUGAGGGUGACCUGAAACUGACCCAGGAGUCCAUAAUGGAUCUGGAGAACGACAAGCAGCAAUCAGAGGAGAAACUCAAGAAGAAGGACUUUGAGACCAGCCAACUCCUCAGCAAGAUUGAAGAUGAACAAUCUCUGGCUGCACAGCUUCAAAAGAAGAUUAAGGAGCUCCAGGCACGUAUUGAAGAGCUGGAAGAAGAGAUAGAGGCUGAACGUGCUGCUCGGGCCAAGGUUGAGAAGCAAAGAGCUGAUCUCUCCAGGGAACUUGAGGAGAUCAGCGAGAGGCUUGAAGAGGCUGGUGGUGCAACUGCUGCUCAGAUUGAGAUGAAUAAGAAGCGUGAAGCUGAGUUCCAAAAGCUGCGGCGUGAUCUUGAAGAGUCCACCCUGCAGCAUGAAGCCACUGCUGCUGCCCUCCGCAAGAAACAUGCUGACAGCAUGGCAGAACUGGGAGAACAAAUCGACAACCUUCAACGCGUCAAGCAGAGGCUGGAGAAGGAGAAGAGUGAAUACAAAAUGGAAAUCGAUGACCUCUCCAGUAACAUGGAGGCUAUUGCCAAAUCCAAAAGCAAUUUAGAGAAGAUAUCCCGCACACUUGAGGACCAGCUGAGUGAACUGAAGACUAAGCAUGACGAAAGUGUUUGCCAGAUGAAUGACUUAAGUACACAGAAAGCAAGACUUCUAACUGAGAAUGGUGAACUUGGUCGCCAGCUGGAGGAGAAAGAAGCUCUGGUGUCUCAGCUGACAAGAGGCAAACAGGCCUACACACAGCAAGUUGAGGAGCUUAAGAGGCAUAUUGAAGAAGAAGUUAAGGCGAAGAACGCCCUGGUUCAUGCCUUGCAGUUGGCCCGUCAUGACUGGGACCUCCUGCGAGAGCAGUUUGAGGAGGAGCAGGAGGCCAAGGCUGAGCUGCAGCGUGGAAUGUCCAAGGCCAACAGUGAGGUGGCUCAGUGGAGAACCAAAUACGAAACUGACGCCAUCCAGCGCACUGAGGAGCUGGAGGAGGCAAAGAAGAAGCUUGCUCAGCGUUUGCAGGAAGCAGAGGAGUCCAUUGAGGCUGUGAAUUCCAAGUGUGCCUCUCUGGAAAAGACCAAGCAGAGACUGGAGGGAGAGGUGGAGGACCUCAUGACUGAUGUGGAGAGAGCAAACGCCCAGGCUGCCAACCUUGACAAGAAGCAGAGGAAUUUUGACAAGGUUGUGGCAGAGUGGAAGCAGAAGUAUGAGGAAGGCCAGGCGGAGCUAGAGGGGGCUCAGAAAGAGGCUCGUUCUCUCAGCACUGAGCUCUUCAAGAUGAAAAACUCCUAUGAAGAAGCUCUGGACCAGCUGGAGACACUGAAGCGAGAGAACAAGAACCUGCAGCAGGAGAUCUCUGACCUGACUGAACAGAUUGGCGAGACUGGAAAGACCAUCCAUGAGUUGGAGAAGGCUAAGAAGGCAGUGGAGACUGAGAAGGCAGAAAUCCAGUCUACCCUUGAGGAAGCUGAAGGAGCACUGGAGCUUGAGGAGUCUAAGAUCCUCCAUGUCCAGCUGGAGCUCAACCAGGUCAAGGGUGAAAUUGACAGGAAGCUGGCAGAGAAAGAUGAGGAAAUGGAGCAAAUCAAGAGGAACAGCCAGAGGGUGAUCGAAUCCAUACAGAGCACCCUUGACUCUGAGGUCAGGAGCAGAAAUGAUGCCCUAAGAAUCAAGAAGAAGAUGGACGGAGAUCUCAAUGAGAUGGAGAUUCAGCUGAGCCAUGCCAACCGCCAAGCUGCUGAAGCUCAGAAACAACUGAGGAACGUUCAGGGACAGCUCAAGGAUGCCCAACUGCAUCUUGAUGAUGCUCUCAGAGGACAGGAGGACAUGAAGGAACAGGUUGCAGUGGUGGAGCGCAGGAACACCCUGAUGUUGGCUGAGAUUGAGGAACUAAGGGCAGCCCUGGAACAGACAGAGAGAGGCCGCAAAGUGGCUGAGCAGGAGCUGGUGGAUGCCAGCGAGCGCGUUGGACUACUGCACUCCCAGAAUACCAGCCUUAUCAACACCAGGAAGAAGCUAGAAAGUGACCUUGUUCAAAUCCAAAAUGAAAUGGAUGAUGCCAUCCAGGAAGCUCAAAAUGCUGAAGAGAAAGCCAAGAAGGCUAUUAUUGAUGCAGCCAUGAUGGCAGAGGAGCUGAAGAAGGAGCAGGACACCAGCGCUCACCUGGAGAGGAUGAAGAAAAACCUGGAGGUCACAGUCAAGGACCUGCAGCACCGUCUGGAUGAGGCUGAGAACCUGGCCAUGAAAGGUGGAAAGAAACAACUACAGAAACUGGAAAGCAGGGUGCGUGAACUGGAGGCAGAGCUUGAGGCUGAGCAGAAACGUGGAGUUGAUGCUGUUAAGGGUGUCCGAAAAUAUGAGAGAAGAGUCAAGGAGCUCACCUACCAAAGUGAGGAGGACAAGAAGAGCAUUGCCAGACUGCAGGACCUGGUAGACAAGCUGCAGCUCAAAGUGAAGGCCUACAAGAAGCAAGCCGAGGAAGCUGAGGAACAAGCUAACACACACCUGUCCAGGUUCAGGAAGGUGCAGCAUGAGCUUGAGGAAGCUCAAGAGCGAGCUGACAUUGCUGAGUCCCAGGUUUACAAGAUGAGAGCCAAAAGCCGUGAUGCUGGCAAGGUGAGUUCAACCGGAGCCAUGUUGGGGAGGCACCAGACACAGCUGGACUCUGUCGGCAAGUCACUGGAGGCAUUUGCUGCCAGCAUGGCGGACCGGGCAGCCCAGCUACAGCAGCUCCAACUGGCCCAGAACGCUGAUCGCUUCCUGGCGACACCGCUCACAGCCCCAACAUCUCCUACUCCCCCCUCGUUUCCCACCCGAGAGCCCCAUCUGCCUCAUCCAGAACAUUAUUCUGCUGAGAUGAGGAGGGUCUUUGACCGCUCCAAACACGGGAGAGAGGCUGCCCAUGAGAUGCUGCUAAUCCGCCAGGGUCGCCGAUCGGUGUCGGAUUAUGACAUUGAAUUCCACACCCUCGCCACCACCGGUGGCUGGAACUCUGACGCCCAAUCUCUGCCCUGCCCUUCCAUCCAGACCUCCCACCAGGAGCCGCUUCCUGACCCGGAACCGAUGCAGGUCAACAGCACCCGUCUGACACCCGCUGAGAGGCAGAGAAGAAUCCACACCCGUUCCUGUCUGUAUUGUGGCCAGCCAGGCCAUUUUGUUGCCUCCUGCCCAUCUGUCCAGGAACACAUCCAGCAUGUCCGGCGAGUCCUGCAACGUCUCCUCGAGAACCAGCUCUACAUCAAGGCUGAGAAGUGUUCCUUCCACCAGCGGUCCAUCUCUUUCCUGGGGUUUGUCAUCUCUGCGGAUGGCAUAGAGAUGGACAUGGAGAAAGUGAGGGCGGUGUCGGAGUGGCCUACCCCUAACACGCGUAAGGAGUUACAGAGAUUCCUGGGGUUCGCUAACUUUUACCGGAGGUUCAUUCGGGACGUUCAUGCGGCCCCCCUCACAGCGCUCACCUCCACUGCAACCAGGUUCCUCUGGUCUGAAGCUGCCCAACGAGCGUUUGAUGCACUUAAGAGCUGCUUCACUUCAGCACCCGUUCUGACUGUUCCUGACCCUUCCCGGCAGUUUGUGGUGGAGGUGGAUGCCUCAGACAUUGGAGUAGAUCAUAAGAACCUGGACUACAUCCUGGAAGUCUGCCAAAUGCCUGAAUUCCCGUCAAGCCCGCUGGGCAUUGUUCUUUUCUCCAACUUCACCCUGUCUUACCGCCCUUGGUCUAAAAACGCCAAGCCGGAUGCCCUCUCUCGCCAGUUUGGCACGUCAGAGGACACGUCUGACCCCCCUACCAUUGUGCCGGAACAUCGACUGGUGGCGGCUGUCUCCUGGGAUGUGGAGACCGCGGUCCGCGCUGCCCAACAACAUGAGCCCACCCUGCCCAACAACAUGAGCCCACCCUAG
Molecule: messenger RNA, 7098 nt
Organism: Megalops cyprinoides (Indo-Pacific tarpon)
Lineage: Eukaryota; Metazoa; Chordata; Actinopteri; Elopiformes; Megalopidae
Product: myosin heavy chain, fast skeletal muscle-like
Exons: 43
Coding region: 1-7098 (2365 amino acids)
Cellular component (GO): myosin complex
Molecular function (GO): zinc ion binding; ATP binding; cytoskeletal motor activity
Source: RefSeq, a predicted model, not a curated record